Molecule: messenger RNA, 837 nt
Organism: Thermothielavioides terrestris NRRL 8126
Lineage: Eukaryota; Fungi; Ascomycota; Sordariomycetes; Sordariales; Chaetomiaceae
Exons: 4
Coding region: 1-837 (278 amino acids)
Source: RefSeq, a predicted model, not a curated record
AUGGCCGCCGAACAGAGGGAUAACUGGUCGUCAGAGGCCUACCAGAACGCGGCAUCGUUCGUGCCCAAGUUGGCCACCAAGGUCAUGCAGUGGCUUGAUCCACAGAAGGACGAUGUGAUCCUCGACGUGGGCUGCGGCGACGGUGUCCUCAACGUCGAGAUGGCACGGGUAGUCGCUCAAGGCUCCGGCCGCAUCCACGGCAUCGACAGCUCGCCGGCCAUGAUCGCGGCCGCCCAAAAAGCGGCCGAGUCGGCGGCGCUCGCAGACAGGUGCACCUUUGAAGUCCUUGACGCAACUGCCCUAGUCUCCACGCCUUCCCUCCAGCAAGGCAAGUUCACCAAGGCCUUCUCCAACGCGGCCCUCCACUGGAUCCUCCGCCCGGAGCGCACGCGCGAGGACGUCUUCCGCGGGGUGCGCGAGGCGGUCGCGCCCGGCGGCGCGUUCGUGUUCGAGAUGGGCGGGCUCGGCAACGUGUGCGAGGUCCGGGCGGCGCUGCUGUCGGCCGUGGGCCGGCGGGUCGGGCUCGCGCGCGCGCAGGAGGCCGACCCGUGGUUCUUCCCCGACGAGGACUGGGUCAGGCAGGUGAUGGAGGAGCGCGUGGGCGGGUGGAAGGUGGAGCGCGCGGAGCGCGAGUGGCGACCGACCAGGGCAGACAAGGGCGGCGUCGAGGGGUGGGUGCGGCUCAUGGCCAAGAACUGGUUUGAGAUCCUGCCCGAGGCCGAGCGGGAGGAGUGCAUUCGGGAGGUGGUGGAGGUGCUUGAAAUCGCACAGAGACAGCCGUCGGGAGGGCAUUCAUUUAAUUAUGUGCGACUGAGAGUUUUCGCGAGGAGGGUCUAG